Messenger RNA from Zasmidium cellare ATCC 36951, 750 nucleotides. RefSeq lists its product as uncharacterized. The record is from RefSeq and is a predicted model, not a curated record. The coding region runs from base 1 to 750 and encodes 249 amino acids. The transcript has 4 exons. Lineage: Eukaryota; Fungi; Ascomycota; Dothideomycetes; Mycosphaerellales; Mycosphaerellaceae.
AUGGCUGAUAUUCAGGCCUUCCUCACUGGCUUUGAUGCCGAAGAUGCCCGCACACUUGACGAUAUGGUGGCUACGAUCGAGAAGGUGAUGAAAGAAAGAUCAGGACUGCAGACGCUGAUGAAGUAUCGAGUUGCGAAACGAGACAAGCGAGACACAGCCCGAUAUGAGCAGUUCUUCGAAUACAGAGGCCCAGAUGCAGACACUAUGAGCAAGCUGACUGGGUGUGGUCAUCAGUGGAUGACGUGUCCAAGCAGUUUCUGGAGCUGGAGAAUCGACCCGGUCGGGGACCCUCGAGCAUUCGUUGUGGGCGCAUUCAUGCAGGAUUCUGGCGAGCUUCAGGACCAUGCCCCACGUGGCAUCAGUGCUUCGGAUACUGCGAGAGCCUUGUGCUCGUACGGCUUGUUCAACCAGACGACGCCCGAGAAGGUCGAGAGCACCAUGAAAGACAUGGUCAAUUGGGGCCAUAGAUACAAGAAUCUUGAGAAGACCCUUGGGAAAGGCAUUUGCCUGGUGUUGGGGACUCAGCUCUCCGAGACAUUAUGGUACAAGAUACUGCCCAAGAGCGGACCCAAGUUCAAAGAUGUCAUAGCACAUUUACGCAAGACUGGGGCUGUCGAGGUCCAGAAGGCGUUUGUGGAUUUGCGAGAAGUGAUCGUAAAAUCCAAGCUCCAAGAGCUUCGCACCGACGCACAGGUCGAGGAUUGGAUGGGAGCUCUCUUGGUGCAGUAUGAGAUGCUACGACUGUUCUGA